This is a messenger RNA of Schistosoma guineensis, 693 nucleotides long. The record is from the annotation of a GenBank genome assembly. Lineage: Eukaryota; Metazoa; Platyhelminthes; Trematoda; Strigeidida; Schistosomatidae.
AUGAACACUAGUGAACAAACCGUCGAUCGACCAUUUGUUACUACCGAUGGAAAAAUAUGGCCAGCAAAUGUUUUUGUACCUUGUAAAAGAUACUAUUGUAUUAAAUAUACUAAAGAAAUGCUUGUAUCGAAAAUUACCGAGAAAUGUUUAAAGCCUGAUGAUGGGAAUUUUAUUGAUUUGUGGGUAUUGACUAGAAUUAAUCAUUGGGAUCAUGAAAUAGAGACCACUGUUUGUUUAACCGAUAAAUAUUUAAUGCUUAUAAGCUUUAAUUUUAUCAAUGAAGAUUGUACUUCAAAACGUGUUCUGUUACAAUCCAUUAAAACCAUACGUGUUGGAAAUUUAAUUCAACCAAAUUGGUCUGCAUUACCCCAGCGUAACUAUGGUGGUGUUCAAAUAAUUUGGGGUGAAUUGGAACAAACAAAAUGGAUUGAUCGUUGGAAUCCAAUAUCUCAAGAUGUUCCAAUGGUUAUUUUACAUCAUCAUCCUUGUUUUUAUUCACCGGAUCCAUUGUCAGACAAAGAUAUGUACAACUGUGAUCUAGCCAUUUCAGCUAUUUCUAAGUCUUUGUCUAAAUAUGACAUUCAAGUUGAAUAUGCCAAUAUUCAUUUAAAUUCACAUAUCAAUUUCUUUACAAUUAUUUACAAUCAAAGUAAUCUAGGUUUUUGCAAAGAUCGAAAUGGUGUUAGUUUUUAA